AUAAUCAAUUGCUAUCAUACUCUAUUAAAUUGAUUCCUUAGUUUAAUUGUUUGAUUGGUUUCUACCAUUUACCAUCGACUGAGAAUCAAGGGAAACAAUCAAAUCAAAUUCUGCAUCCCGAACAAUUUACCUGCCUUUCCAUUAAUGGUAAUCAAAAUGAUUCAUUUUGGUAUAAACUGAUUAAACAACAAUUCAGUUUUAAAUUUCCUUUAAGGGGUAUGCAAUACUUCAUUAAUCAAUAUUUCCAAUAGCUUUGAGAUCUACUCUCGAUCUCGACAAAAACUGAUCUUUAAUUCACUUCGAGUUUGGACCAAAAUGUUCAUUAGUGAUGUCGACCAGAUGGUUAUGAGUGAUCUUAAAUUUAACCUGAAGUAGAACAUCAAUUGUAAACAAUUGAAAGACUUACUUUCUCUUAAUUGUCCUAUCAAAGGAUAAUAAAGGCUAAUUAUGUAUUGAUUUUAAUUGUAACUAAUUUUCUGGUUUAAUCAAAAUUAUUGAUUAUCCAUAACCAUAGUAACCCUUGUGUAUUGGUUACCUACAUGUAUUUGUUUCUGCUACAUGAGUUUAUUAAAAAGCCAGACAUUGGUGAUUAACUGAUUGUAAGAUUUACAUCGUGAUUUAGUGAUUUGAUUGUUGUGAAAUUAAAUUAAAAUGAAGAUUAAAUUUGAAAGAAGCCUUUUGGCCCCUGAUUUGGUUAAUCUUUUAGCUCGAAUUGAGAUAAUCUCUUGGUCACCUAAUGGAUCCAAAAUUGCUGUUUGUUUAUCCGCAAGUAAUCAAGUUAACCUUUUCGAUGGAUCAACAUUUGAACGGAAGGACAGAUUCACCCUUCGAUCGGUAGACAAAAGUUUCUCGAGGAAGUCAUUUGUUGUAAAGGGAAUUUGCUUCUCACCCGAUUCGACUAAAUUGGCCAUCGGUCAAACCGAUUGUGUGAUUUAUGUUUACAAACUGGGCGAUUCAUGGGAAGACAAGAAAUCAAUUGUUGGCCGUUAUUUACUUCAAAGUCCAGUUACUUGUCUUCAAUGGCAUCAAUCGGGCAUCAUAUUUGGAUCGGCUGAUGGAAAGGUUAAACUGAUUCCGAACAAUUCAAAUCGUAUGACAGCUUUAAUCUCAUCUAAUUCAAUGGUCAUUUCGUUAUCGAUUUCGGGUGAGACAAUUAUCGCUGGUCUGCUCAAUGGGUCAAUAUUCAUGUCCACCAUUGGAUCAAGAGAAUCAGGUGGUUAUCAGAUCGCAACUCACUCGUGUCCACCUUUUGCUUUAACUUUGACCCAUUCAGGUUAUAUUGUUGUCGCUGGUUGUGAUGGGAAGAUUGGUUUCCAUUUGACUUCAGGUUAUCCGUCAAAAAAUGUCACCAAUAAACAGCUGAUUGAAUUUGGAUCUGAAAUAACUUGUGCUUCAGCAUUUCCGACCGGAAAUUCAGUGAUUCUCACCUCAUUUGAUAAGAUGAUUUUGUUCAAUCUCGAGACUCACCUUUGGCGAAUCAAUCAAACUAUUCAAUUGUUAGGUUGUAAUUUGAUUACGGGAGUUUUAAUCACCAAAGAUGGAACCAGGUUAUUAAUUGGGUCGAUAACUGGAUCAGUUGAUUUGUUUACAUGUCAAUGGAAAAAGAAAUUGAUUGGUGAUAAAUUCGAGAUUAAUUAUGUUGGUUUGAGUCAAAUUGUCUUCAAAAAUUUGGACAAUGGAUUGACCAAUAUCUUCCGAUCGGAUCACGAGAUUCGCGAUGUUAGGAUCAUCCGAGAUUCUUAUGCUGUUGUUUGGACCUCGAAAAGCUUAAUCAUGGCCACUUUGGGAUCUUCAUCUAAAUCAUCUGAAAUUGAGUGGCCUGGAUUAACUAGUCGAGGUCUUAAAUUUUGCUUCGAUUACGAUAACGUGGCUUUAGUUUACGCUGCUGGUGAACUUUUUAUCGUUGAGCUCGGAGUGAAUCAGCUCUUAGCUUCAGUUAGAACUGAUCAUGUUAAUCCUCACCUAAUGAGUGUUCGGAUCAAUGAACGUAAAUCGGGUGCCAAAGUCUUGGCAUAUCUACUCGAUCUGAAGACAAUCGCAAUUGUCGAUUUGAUUUCUGGCCUUCAAAUUUGUACCUGGUCGCAUGAGGAAAAAAUUGAUUGGUUGGAACUAAAUGAAACAACUAAGCGACUUCUUUUCCGUGAUAAGCAACUUCGUCUUCAUCUGCUCGAUAUUUUGGCCCAAGAGUCGAUUGUCCUUCUCAAUUUUUGCGGAUUCGUCCAAUGGGUACCUGGAAGUGAUGUUGUUGUCGCUCAGUCGAGGGACAAAUUGUACAUUUGGUAUGACUUCAGUCGACCUGUUAUUCACGAUAUUCCUGGUGAUCCUAAAGCCGAGGCCGUUUCUAUUGAGCGCGAAGGUGGACUUUCUAGAGUCACUUUCACUGGAAAUACUCCUGAUAUUUUACUCGAUGAUGUUUUGCUCGAGUUCGAUACAGCUCUCGAGGAUGGUGACCUUCGUCGAGCGAUGAGUUUCUUAGAGACCUGUGAUCUCUCACCAGAAUCUGAGGCCAUGUGGAAACAAUUGGCUUCUGCUGCUCUCCAAUCUUUCGAUAUUUCGGUCGCUGAACGCUCGUUUGCUGCGAUAGGCGAUGUCACCAAGGCGAAUUUUGUCCGUCAGUGUCUCGAAGAUCAUAAUAAAUUGGCUCUACUUGAAGGUGAUUGGACUACAUUUGAAUCGCAUAACUUUGAUUCUGUUAUUGACACUUAUGUGUCAUUACAUAAAUGGGACAAAGCGAUUGAACUGUCCGCUCGAAUGGGCAGAACUGAUAUUAAAGAUUCACUUGAGUCUCGAUAUCUUGAAUACCUCAAUGAGACGGAACAACAGUCUGAAGCCGGUCGAUUGAUGGAAAAGAAAGGUCACUUCGAGGAAGCAAUUAAGUUAUAUUUAAGGUCAGGGUGGCCUUUUCAAGCUGCCGCUCUGCUAUUUGAUCUGGCAGCUAAAAGCCAGUCAACAUAGCGCAAUUUAAUCGAGGAAUUGAUUAGUGAACUGAAAGCGGCUCAAUUUUAUGAGGAGGCCGGAAGGUUAUCGGAAAUGGCUCCGGUUUCUGAUCCUAAUGCUGCUUAUGAACUUUAUUUAGCUGGACAUUGUUAUGGUCGAGCUAUUGAUUUGGCUCGUCGUGAAUUUCCGGAAGAAGUGGUCACUCUUGAGGAAAAAUUUGGUGACUGGCUACUGACCUCCAAUCGCGAUCCAGCCGGAGCAAUCAACCAUUUCAUUGAAUCAGGUCGAAAUGAUAAAGCGCUUGAGGCCGCUGUUGAAGCUGGACAGUUUGAAAAAGCGGCAGAAAUCGCUCCUAGUUUAGAUACGAUUCCUCCUAAUUUGGGAAGGUCAAUCGCUGAGUAUUAUUCAACCAAUGGUCAAAUCGAUGCAGCGCAAGAAAUUUACUUAACAUGUGGCCUGAUCGAAGAUGCAGUUUCUCUUCUGAACAAGGCUGGACAGUUCAGUCGAGCCUAUCGAUUGGCUAAGAAUUAUAUGACCGGUGAAGCGGCACGUGAAAUGUAUGUCAAUAUCGCUCGCUCAAUGGAGGGUGAAGGUAAAUAUCGUGAAGCCGAAAGAAUCUACAUAACCUGUGACGACGUGGACUCUGCGAUUUCGAUGUACAAAUCAGCUCGACAAUACGAUUCUAUGAUACGAUUGGUUAAACAGUAUCAUCCUGACCUUUUGAAUGAUACUCAUCUGCAUCUCGCAAAAGAGCUGGAAACGGAUGGACUUCAUGCUCAAGCUGAAGGUCACUUUGUGGCCGCUAGUGAAUGGAAAAAUGCUGUUCGAAUGUACAAAAAUGCCAAUAAAUGGGAAGAUGCCUACAGAGUAGCUCGUUCAUACGGUGGUGCUGUUCCAGCAAAACAAGUGGCCUUUCUUUGGGCUAAAAGUUUACCUGACUCAGAAUCGGCUGUUAAACUUUUAAGUCGCUUUGGUUUACUCAAUCAGGUCAUUGAUUAUGCCGUUGAAUGUAAUGCGUUUGAAUUUGCAAUCUCAUUAGUGACCAAUGGUGGACCCGAAAUGAAACAUAAGGUCACUGAUGUAAGAUUAAAAUAUGCGCUUUGGUUGGAAGAUGAAAGUCGAUACGAUGAAGCUGAGGCUCUUUUCUUGGCAGCAAAUAAGCCGAAAGAAGCGGUUCUUAUGUACUUACAUGCUCGAUCAUUUUCUGACGCUCUGAGAGUCGCUGAACAAUAUGUCAAGGAUGAAAAUGUUGUUUCUGACGUCCUUGUAGCCGAAUCGAAAAAUCUUAUUGAAAAGUCCGGCGGCUCUUCAAUCGAGACAAUGAUGAAAGCGGAAUCGUUAUUACUUCGAGCCGGGCGAAUUGAAUUGGCUGUUAAAAUGUACAAAGACAUGGGAAUGUGGGAUGAGGCCUUGAGAGUUUGUGAACAAUAUUCACCGGCACUUAUUGAUUCCGUUAAAAGAGAUAUGAUCUUAUCAGGUAAUCGAUCCGUGGCUUCAGUGUCAUCUGAUUAUCGCUCAAUAGAAACGGGAUCGGGCAAUGGCUCACGACAGCGAGGUCUGGUUAUCGCUUCGAGAGGGUCACUUAAAUCUCGAGAUUCGGCAGGAACUUCACGAUCAGGAAGUAUUUCUGGGCCGAUGACACCCUCGGAAUCGUUUAGACGAGAUCUUAAGUCUGAACUCGAAGCUGCUGAAUCGGCAAAUGAUAAAGAAAAUAUCGUCCGUUGUUGUUUACUGUUAGUCUCACAAUUAAUUGGUAAAAAGUCUUAUGGUGAAUCAAUAAGAUUGCUGAACAAAUACCCGAUCGCUUUAGCAUCGUUGGAAAGUAAGACUUUGUUGACUCGAAUAGCAAAUGAACUUAUGGCCUACGAGUCACCUGACGAACCAGAUUAUUCAACAUGGAAAAGUCUUCGAAAUGCUUUUUUCAAUCACAUCUCAACAUCUCAAGGGUCAAUCGAUGAUUCGACCUUCGAACAAUAUUUAUUAAUAACUCACUUUCUCGUCUUGAAACGAGCACUGACCAACCUUGUGGACUUUAACGGAGUCACAGAGCUACUUUGUAAGUUGACGAUUUCUUUACUUCGAUAUACGGACAUCCUUCGAGUGGACAAGUUCUUUUACGAAGCUGGACUGGUAGCGAAAGAAAAUGGCCGAUUAGACAUGGCCUUUAUUUUCUGGAAUCAUUUCCUAGACCUUGUUGAUGCCAUCGAAGAGGGAGACGUUAAUGUUGACCAUUCUGAUUUCGAGGCGACUGACAUUCCCUCUGAAGUACCGUUACCAUCAACACCUUUUGCAAUCGAUGGUCAACCAAAUCUAAUCGAAGAUGUUAAAAGUUGGAUUCUCCAAAUCUCAAUGGACUCGAAAAUUUCUCAUAACCUUCCCGUUGAUCCAUAUUGGGGAAAUGUUUAUGAAGCAUCGCUGGUCAACGCCGACGGGUCAAAAUCGUUACCUUGUCUUGUCACCGGUUAUCCCGUUCACAAGAACAAAAUCCUCGAGCUGAAGCCUAAUCGUUAUGCUGCUAAUAAAGAUGAUUGGAAUAAAUUGUUAAUGAUCACAAAGGUGUCCGGAAGUGAUGACCUCAAGGAGAUCCUUCUUUUCAUCGGAAAACUUUGCGGCAACGCAACGGUCGCUCGAUUUACUUUCCAAUAGUUCAAAUUAAUUUAACUUGACAAUAAACACUAUUUCCUAAUCAUUAA
Molecule: messenger RNA, 5630 nt
Organism: Panonychus citri (citrus red mite)
Lineage: Eukaryota; Metazoa; Arthropoda; Arachnida; Trombidiformes; Tetranychidae
Gene: Oseg2
Product: intraflagellar transport protein 172 homolog
Biological process (GO): intracellular protein transport; vesicle-mediated transport; intraciliary transport
Cellular component (GO): axoneme; membrane coat; intraciliary transport particle B
Molecular function (GO): structural molecule activity; protein binding
Source: RefSeq, a predicted model, not a curated record